UAAGUGAGAAUUAAUGUUGACCGUUGAUGAUGAUAUUUUUUAUUAUUAUAGAUCUGACGGCUGACAUGUACGCGUGUCAUUAAUCUAGUUCCUAUGUUUUCGUUAUUUUUCACUUUUACGCUGCACCCCUCUUUCUCUCUUCUCCAUUGAAGCAUACUCUGAAUUCUCCAUUGAAGCGGCUUCUUUGCUUUCUUCCAUCGAACCAGCUUCUAAGGGAACGGAAUUGAUAUAGGGUGAUGGAAACUACUCAAGUAAAUGUUUCUGAUGAGUUUGAGGAGGGUGCUGUGUCUGAUGGCCAUGGCCUUUAUGAUCAAUUAAUUGGAGAACAUACUGCUGUAUCAAGUUUUGAAUUCUGCUCCAAGGAAAUGGUGCCAUCCUUUGAGAACAAGAAGCAAAGUAAUCCUGGGAAUUUAAAAGAAUUUCCUAUGCAUCUGGGAAUUAGUUGUGAUCCCAGUUUACAAGCUCCAUCUGUUCCUGGUGUGUCAAAGUGUUAUGUAUUCAAGAGCCAAUUACAGGAAUAUGCCCAAAAGGUCGGGCUUCCGACUCCUGUGUAUGAGACAAUUAAAGAAGGCCCUUCACAUGAGCCUUCUUUCAGGUCAACUGUGAUUGUGGAUGGUGUCCGAUAUGAAUCACUGCCUGGUUUCUUCAAUCGGAAAGCAGCAGAACAAUCAGCUGCUGAAAUUGCAUUAAUGGAUCUAUCUAAGAGCGGGGGUAAGAAAGAUUCGAUUGCUGUGCCUGUGCAUGAGACUGGUUUAUGCAAGAAUUUGCUCCAAGAAUAUGCACAGAAGAUGAAUUAUGCAAUUCCUACUUACAUAUGCCGGAAGGAUGACACCCCUGGUAAGACGGCUGUCUUUUCUUGUACUGUUGAGAUAGGGGCAAUUCAGUACAUUGGGGCUGCUGCAAGAAAUAAAAAGGAUGCUGAGAUCAAAGCUGCAAGGACUGCCCUGCUUGCAAUUCGGUCAAGUGGUUCUGUUGGAGGUCAGAAAUUUGACGAUAACCCUCUGUAUACAGUUAUCCCAAGCAAAAGAAAGAUGCAAGAGACAGCUCCUCCACAAAUGGAGACUGUAAAAGUGAAGAAGCCAAAGAAACCCCGUUCUUCAAAGAAGUCGCAUAACCGGAUGCAACCUUAUGAUUCUGAUUAUCAAAGCCAUGCUGGGAUCAUGGGUGUUUUGGUCAGUAAUGAUAUCGGUAUUCCAACUGCCUUUCAACCAUAUGAAAAUGGUUUAUCUGAUGUCCAAGUACCAAAUCAUGGUCAAAAUCCCAAUUGUUUGGCAAGUUCAGAUCAGGAUAAUUUGCCCGUGAAGAAUUGCCAACUUAAUGGUAAAGCAUUUGUUGUUGAAGGUUCUUCUGAUCCUGUAGUCUGUGUGGUUGACUCUGACCCGACCCAUGAUCACAAAAACCCUGAUGUUGGUGACGAUUUGUCUAUGACAACGGGUCCACCCUUGGUGCCAGCUAACAACGAAAAAAUUGAUCAGGGUGUUGGCAAAGUCACCGAUAAUGCACUCCAGUAGCUCCACUUUCUAGGCAAGUUGAGUGCAUUGCCUACAAAUUUUGGGAUACUCAGGAAGAUCCAGCAACUUCAGUGGCAGCUAGAAGCCACAUGGGGGAAGGAAACAAUGCUUGCACAAAUGUACCUUCUGACCGAUAAUAUCUGUAAAUUUUAGUGUGGUUGGAUGAGAUUUUUGUAGGUAGGGAAGGGGGAGUGAGGCAUCUAUUUACCCAUGUCUUGAAAGAGGGGUCCAUUUCCAUUGGGGAUUGUAGAAGUAACCCUAGAUACACUAUUAAUUGAGCA
This is a messenger RNA of Chenopodium quinoa (quinoa), 1792 nucleotides long. RefSeq names its product double-stranded RNA-binding protein 6-like. The transcript is spliced from 4 exons. The record is from RefSeq and is a predicted model, not a curated record. Gene Ontology annotation, biological process: regulation of gene expression; rRNA processing. Bases 237 to 1511 code for a protein of 424 amino acids. Gene Ontology annotation, cellular component: nucleus. Lineage: Eukaryota; Viridiplantae; Streptophyta; Magnoliopsida; Caryophyllales; Amaranthaceae. Gene Ontology annotation, molecular function: ribonuclease III activity; double-stranded RNA binding.